This is a messenger RNA of Alnus glutinosa, 2675 nucleotides long. Its product is annotated as O-fucosyltransferase 23. The transcript is spliced from 2 exons. Gene Ontology annotation, biological process: pollen-pistil interaction. The coding region runs from base 965 to 2305 and encodes 446 amino acids. NCBI's taxonomy places the organism in Eukaryota, Viridiplantae, Streptophyta, Magnoliopsida, Fagales, Betulaceae. The record is from RefSeq and is a predicted model, not a curated record.
CCCAGAAGUCCCAACUGGCAUGGCAUGUACCUUUUUCAAGUUUUCAGAUAAAAGAAAAUACAACCGGUAUUCCUCUGUGAAUGAAAUCUCUCAAAAUGUCCUUUUCCCACACCGUGAUAUGACAGCUCUGGCCCAUCAAUCUCUGCCCUGUACCAUCAUUCAUCUCUGACUCCUUUUCACCUUCCCUAAAUUACUCAAUCCUACCCUUUUCAUCUCGCCUCUCCAACAUAUCCCUUUUCCUUUUCUUUUGUUAAAUAUUUUUAUUAUUAUAUUGCUCUUAUUCUGUUUGUUAUUGGUUGUCACGAUGAUGGUGAUCGGUGGUUUUAUUCCUUUUCCUUUUGCUGAAUCCAGGCUUUUGUGGAUUCCUUUUGCACAUGCAUGAUCAUCAUCCUUCUUUCUGCCGUGUUUAUUUUGCUUUCUGGGUUUUUGCUCAGAAUUCAGAAAUUCAGAAUCCUUUUAGCGUAAGACAAAUUUUGGAUUCAGACGGUACUGCUUUCACUCUCUCUUUCUUCUGUGACAAAUUAUAUAGCUCUCUGGCAUUGCGUGGGUUCCUUUGGGAGUACUUGUUCUUGCUUUCUUCAGAAUUGUGGGGUCUGAAAGAGACGGCUUUGUUGGUUUUGGACCGAGUAUCACAAGGGUAUCUUUCGGCGCUGUCUGGCUUGAAUUUGGCAUCUGCUUUUGUAUGCGUGUGGCUUCUUUCUUUCUUUCAAUUUAACGAUUGAAUUUAGGUGCAAAAUCUAUUUCCAUCGUUGUUUUUUCCUGGUUGCUUCCGCCGAAAUUCUGGAUCGCUAACCUGUGAACUUUCGAGGUUAGACUGGUUAUAUAACUGGGGUGUGUGCAACUUUUCUCUGCAUUGAUGUGGAUUCCUUGUGAUUGCUCUAGCAUUCAUGCUUGCUGUGUGGGAGCUCCAACUAUUUUAAGAUGGGAAUGAUUUUGUUACUGAAUUUUUGUGAGUGAUCCUCAAAUGGACUUAUCGGCCAAUUGUAAGCAUUCCAAAUUCUUUGGCCGGAAUUUGAAUUCCAUAGCAUGCAAAUGUGUUGUUUUGGUGGCUGUUGCUCUGGUUAUUAGAGCUGUUCUGCUUCCUAGAUUCUUUGCCUUUGGUGGGAUUGAGCAGCAGGACUUGGUGUUCAUCCACAGCCGUUCUCCGUCAUUCAAUUCUGAAUUUGGAAUCCGAAAUGAUAAAUUCCUGGAGGUUCCUCAAAUUGUAUGGGGUUUAAACAAUCAAAAAAUUGCAUUUGCAAGAGCUUGUCUAACUGCGAGAAUGCUGAACCGAACUCUUUUGAUGCCUAGCUUAAGUGCGUCCCUGUUCUACAAAGAAAUUGACCUCUUGCAACCCAUUUCCUUCGAUAAGGUGUUCCAAUUCGAGGAGUUCAAUUCACUCUGCAAGGAAUUUGUCAGAUUGGGUCGCUACUCCGAUGUUUUGAAUCGGACGGGAGUGUUUGAGCUUCGUAAAGGUAGUGGAAGGAAGUGGACGAUUGGGAGAGAUUUAGAUCAAUUGAGACAGCAUAGCAAGGAGCCCUUUGAAGGGUAUGAGGUAAUUCGAAUAGUUGGGAAGAACCCGUUUUUAUGGCACGAUCAUUGGCCUAUUAAGGACUAUGCCAGGGUCUUUGAGUGCUUAGUUUUGGUUGAUGAGAUAGCGAAAGAAGCGGAUAUAGUUGUAUCCAGGAUUAAAGAGAAAGGAAUGGAGGUAAGAAGCAAAAUUGAGUCUGUACAAAUUGGUAUUAGUUCUGAGAGGUCUACAUUGGAGCCAGUGCCUUAUGUAGCCGUCCACAUGAGAAUAGAGAUAGACUGGAUGAUUCACUGUAAGAAAUUAGAGCAGAGAUUAAACAUAAGCCAAAUUUGUAGCAGCAAGGAAGAGAUUAUGGAAAGAGUGGGGAACAUUCAGGGCCUGAAGAGUCCAACUAUGGUUUACCUUGCUGUGGCUGAUAGUCUUCUUGAUGAUUCUACUAUAUUGAGUGGUUGGAAGGAAGGGUUGCUUCCUGUGGAGAAGAAGAAACUGGGUGUUGAUGGGAUUUACAACAAGUAUCCAUAUCUCAUUCAGUCGGCAAUUGAUUAUGAAGUGUGCUUAAGGGCUGAUGUCUUUGUUGGAAACAGCUUUUCUACAUUUUCAAGUCUUAUAGUUCUUGAGAGAACACAGAAGAUGAUCAAAACUGGUGUUACGAACUCGUGCAGGAUGGAUGUAAGGUGGUCGUCUUAUGCGUAUAAUAUAUUAGGGGAAUCAAAGGGCCCUCGCAGAUGGAUGACUACUAUGUCUGAUACAAGCCUUGAAGCAAUUAGCUAUGGCUCGAAUGACGUCUCUUGUUGAUGCUUAUGGUAUGUGACUCCUGUUGAUGCUUAUGGUAUGUGACUCCUGCUGCAAUCUUUGUCAUUGAUGUAGAUAAUGAGGCUUCUCUUCUUUUUGCAAUAUGUAGAAAUAUAGAUAAUGUAAUUUCUGGAGCAGUGAGCUUAAUGUCACACUGGCAAAAGUGGUUGGUAUAGUUUUCACAAGGAUAUAUUCUUUUUUCUUUUUUUUGUACACAAAACCAGUAAUAGAUAUAAUGUCUUUCAUUAUUUGGAGCAGUUAGCUUAAUGUUGAGAGGCACUCUUUCGCAUUUGGACUGAGGAUCCAAAUUAGCCCCCAUUGCGGGGUUCAUGGUGCAAUUUAAAUGAAGUGCACUUGUUAUGCCUGAUUCUCA